Macrosiphum euphorbiae (potato aphid) is the source of this 348-nucleotide messenger RNA. NCBI's taxonomy places the organism in Eukaryota, Metazoa, Arthropoda, Insecta, Hemiptera, Aphididae. The record is from the annotation of a GenBank genome assembly.
AUGAACGACACCGUAUUGGUUGAGAUCAAGAUUGGCGUUUCCAUCAUUUGGGAGGAUUUCAGCAAGUGUCCAUACCUUCGAUGUACAAAGGAAGUCUCAUUGCACUGUCACCGCCUUGAUGUGGUGCUGGUCUGGAGCCAGUUCUUGAUGUGUGGCAUCCGGUUAUGGGCCAAGAAGGAUGGGUCACGCAUCAAGGAGGAGACAGUUGUGCGCGUACCUACGCCGACACGCCGUCAUCGCAUCGCAACACUCAUACCUUUGAUCAUCGACGGUACGGACCCUUAUAGAAAUCCUGGCAAAUCCCAAAUGAUGGAAAAGCCAAUCCUGGUCUCAACCAAUACGGUGUAG